AGGAACUUCAUAUGCUGCAGGCAUGGCCCUAAAGAGACCAAAAAAAAAAAUUUUUUUUUCACUGUGUCAGGUGGGCAUAACAUGGCAUCUUAUGGCUAAUUGUAUUUUUAUUUCUAAAGAAAACCACAGUUCUAUGUGUGAUUUCCUUCUGCACAACCUGCUCGUAGCCGUUAACAGCCUAGAUCCCUUAUAUUAGCAAAAAUCCAUUUCCAGUAAUUUGGUGAGAAUAGUCACAGGGGAGUUUUACAUCUGUGCUGGGAGGCUUUGCUGAUGGGAGAAAUGCUCAGCCUCCAUGCUGGAGCCAGGCUCUGCCUGAGUCAGGAGCCAGGCCCCUGGUAAAUGGCACCUCUGGCUUUGCUUUCUUUUCUGGUGUUGGUUGGUCCAAGGGGCCCAGCUGGAUGGGGCUGAGCACCAGCCAUCUGGAGUCAGUGAAGAAUUACUGCCCAGGGUCACCCUGAGGGCCAUGUCGCCCUGCACACCCCCCAACCUCUGCCUCUUCCCUGAAGAAAUAAAGGGUUGGAUUUCACCGUAAUGCGACCCACAGGAAAAAAAAAAAACUGCUGCUGAGGCUAAAGCCCUAGAGUGACAGCUGGCGAAGAGAGACGUAUCCGUCUUGCUGAACCCAGGGCUACAGUGGGUGAGCCAGGAGGGUGUCGCCUCCGGGGAGGGACGACCCCCUACCCCAGGUUUUGGCCACACAGGGCCCCGAUGGAGGAUGGCACAGCAAGGUCGUUCAACAAUAUGACCAGGUGCCGGGGACAUGGGCAGCAAGCUCUCCAUGCCAGGCGGCGACCCCACAGCACGGAGCCCCAGGACAGAAGGCAUUCAUGAUGCCUACAAGCGAGGAGAUCCCAGCAGGGCCCGGCACCUGCUCAGAGAAGCUUGUGAUGAGAGUACAUCUCAGCUGGAAAAGGGCCAGCUCCUGAGUAUCCCCGCAGCCUAUGGGGAUCUGGAGACCGUCCGGUAUCUUCUCACGGAGAGGCUGGUGGAGCUGCCGACGGAGCCCACUGAUGACAACCCAGCCGUGGUGGCAGCACAGUUUGGGCACACUGACGUCGUGCAAGAGUUACUGGAGUCUUUGCCAGGUCCCUGCAACCCCCAGCGGCUGCUGAACUGGAUGCUGGCCCUGGCCUGCCAGCGGGGACACCUGGCAGUGGUGAAGCUCCUGGUACUGACGCACGGGGCCGACCCUGAGAGCUAUGCGGUCAGGAAGAAUGAGUUCCCUGUCAUCGUGCGCCUGCCACUCUACGCAGCCAUCAAGUCAGGGAAUGAAGACAUUGCCAUAUUCUUGCUUCGGCAUGGGGCCUUUUUCUGUUCCUACAUCUUACUGGACAGUCCUGAUCCCAGCAAGCAUCUUCUCAGGAAGUAUUUCAUCGAAGCCAGUGCGUUGCCCAACAGUUGUCCAGGAAAAAUGGCUCUUCAUGUGAAAUGGUCCCACCUCAAGCUGCCCUGGGUGGAUCUGGACUGGCUCAUCGACAUCUCCUGCCAGAUCACGGAGCUGGACCUUUCUGCCAACUGCCUGGCAUCCCUCCCCUCGGUCAUCCCCUGGGGACUGAUCAACCUCCGGAAGCUGAACCUCUCAGACAACCACCUGGGGGAGCUGCCCAGCGUGCAGUCAUCGGACGAAAUCAUCUGUUCCAGGCUCCUGGAAAUUGACAUUUCCAGCAACAAGUUGUCCUACCUCCCACUGGGAUUCCUGCACCUCUCCAAACUUCAGAAACUGACAGCUUCAAAAAAUUAUUUGGAAAAAUUGUUCGAAGAAGAAAGUGCCACGAACUGGAUUGGUUUACGGAAGCUACAGGAACUCGAUAUUUCUGACAAUAAAUUGACAGAACUCCCCGCACUUUUCCUUCAUGCUUUCAAGUCACUCAGUUGUCUGAAUGUCUCCAGAAAUAAUCUGAAAGUGUUUCCAGAUGCCUGGGCCUGCCCUUUGAAAUGUUGCAAAGCAUCCAAAAAUGCCCUGGAGUCUCUACCAGACAAAAUGGCUGUGUUUUGGAAGAACCACCUUAAGGAUGUGGACUUCUCAGAAAAUGCACUCAAAGAAGUUCCCCUGGGACUUUUUCAGCUUGAUGCCCUUCUGUUCUUGAAGUUACAGGGAAACCAGCUGGUGGCGCUGCCACCUCAAGAGAAGUGGACCUGCAGACAACUCAAAACCCUGGAUCUCUCCAAAAACCAAUUUGGCAAAAAUGAAGAUGGACUUAAAACAAAGCGAAUUUCCUUUUUCACCACCAGAGGCCGCCAGCGUUCAGGGACAGAGACAGCAUGUGUGCUGGAAUUCCCAGCCUUCCUGAGUGAGUCUUUGGAAGUCCUGUGUCUGAACGACAAUCACCUGGACGCAGUCCCACCCUCGGUUUGCCUACUGAAGAGCUUAUCAGAACUCUACCUGGGAAACAAUCCUGGCCUCCGAGAGCUCCCUCCCGAGCUGGGGCAACUGGGCAACCUCUGGCAGUUGGACAUUGAAGACCUGAAUGUCAACAACGUGCCUGCGGAGAUCAGAAAAGAAGGCCCCAAAGCCAUGCUGUCUUACCUGCGUGCUCAGCUGCGGAAGGCGGAAAAGUGUAAGCAGAUGAAGAUGGUCAUCGUGGGUCCUCCUCGUCAGGGCAAGUCCACCCUCCUGGAGAUCUUACAGACGGGGAGGGCCCCCCAGGUGGCGCACGGCGAGGCCACCAUCAGGACUACCAAAUGGGAGCUCCAGAGGCCGGCUGGCUCAAGAGCUAAGGUUGAGUCCGUGGAGUUCAACGUCUGGGACAUUGGCGGCCCUGCCAGCAUGGCCACCGUCAACCAGUGCUUCUUCACGGACAAGGCUCUGUAUGUGGUGGUCUGGAACCUGGCACUGGGGGAAGAGGCUGUGGCCAACCUCCAGUUCUGGCUUCUCAACAUUGAGGCCAAGGCCCCAAACGCCGUGGUGCUGGUUGUCGGAACACACUUGGACCUAAUCGAAACCAAAUUCCGCGUGGAGAGGAUCGCCACGCUGCGCGCCUACGUGCUGGCUCUCUGCCGCUCGCCCUCCGGCUCCAGGGCCACUGGCUUUCCGGACAUCACCUUCAAACACUUACACGAGCUUUCCUGUAAGAGCCUGGAAGGUCAGGAAGGGCUGCGGCAGCUCAUUUUCCAGGUCACGUGCAACAUGAAGGACGUGGGUAGCACCAUCGGCUGCCAGCGACUGGCAGGGAGGCUGAUCCCCAGGAGCUACCUGGGCCUCCAAGAGGCCGUGCUGGCGGAGCAGCAGCGUCGCAGCCGGAGCGAUGACGUGCAGUACCUGACAGACAGGCAGCUGGAGCAGCUGGUGGAGCAGAUGCCCGACAACGACAUCAAGGACUACGAGGACCUGCAGUCCGCCAUCAGCUUCCUCAUUGAAACCGGCACGCUGCUCCACUUCCCAGACACCAGCCACGGCCUGAGGAACCUCUACUUCCUCGACCCCAUUUGGUUGUCCGAAUGUCUGCAGAGGAUCUUCAACAUCAAGGGUUCCAGGUCAGUGGCCAAGAACGGGGUGAUCAGAGCGGAGGACCUCAGGAUGCUGCUGGUUGGGACCGGCUUCACGAAGCAGACAGAAGAGCAGUAUUUCCAGUUUCUGGCCAAGUUUGAGAUCGCCCUGCCAGUUGCCAACGACAGCUAUCUCCUGCCACAUCUCCUUCCGUCCAAACCCGGUCUGGACACCCACGGCAUGCGGCACCCCACGGCCAACACCAUUCAGAGGGUGUUUAAGAUGAGCUUCGUUCCUGUUGGCUUCUGGCAAAGGUUUAUAGCACGGAUGCUGAUCAGCCUGGCCGAGAUGGACCUCCAGCUUUUUGAAAACAAGAAGAAUACUAAAAGCAGGCACAGGAAAGUCACCAUUUACAGUUUUACAGGAAACCAGAGAAAUCGCUGCAGCACAUUCAGAGUGAAAAGAAAUCAGACCAUCUAUUGGCAGGAAGGGCUCCUGGUCACUUUUGACGGGGGCUACCUCAGUGUGGAGUCCUCAGACGUGAACUGGAAGAAGAAAAAAAGUGGGGGAAUAAAAAUCAUCUGCCAGUCGGAAAUGAGGGACUUCUCAGCAAUGGCUUUUAUCACAGACCAUGUCAACUCCUUGAUUGAUCAGUGGUUUCCCGCCCUGACAGCCACAGAGAGCGAUGGGACCCCCCUGAUGGAGCAGUACGUGCCCUGCCCGGUGUGUGAGACCUCCUGGGCCCGGCACACCGACCCAAGUGAGAGAUCGGAGGACGUACAAUACUUCGACAUGGAGGACUGCGUGCUGACGGCCAUCGAGCGGGACUUCAUCUCGUGCCCCAGGCACCCCUACAUCCCUGUGCCUCUCCAGGAGCUGGUGCCCGAGCUGUUCAUGACCGAUUUCCCAGCCAGGCUCUUCCUGGAGAACAGCAAGCUGGAGCACAGCGAGGAUGAGAGCGCCAUCCUGGGGCAAGGUGGGAGCGGCACCGUCAUCUACCGGGCCAGGUACCAAGGCCAGCCCGUGGCGGUGAAGCGAUUCCAGAUCAAGAAAUUCAAGAACUUUGCUAAUGCCCCUGCAGACACCAUGCUGAGGCACCUGCGGGCCACGGACGCCAUGAGGAACUUCUCAGAGUUCCGGCAGGAGGCCAGCACCCUGCAUGCCCUGCAGCACCCCUGCAUCGUGGCCCUCAUUGGCAUCAGCAUCCACCCACUCUGCUUCGCCCUGGAGCUCGCCCCGCUGGGCAGCCUCAAUACCGUGCUGUCUGAGAAGGCAAAAGACUCUUCCUUUAUACCCCUGGGACACAUGCUCACCCAAAAAAUAGCCUACCAGAUAGCCUCCGGCCUGGCCUACCUGCACAAGAAAAACAUCAUCUUCUGUGACCUGAAGUCAGACAAUAUUCUGGUCUGGUCUCUGGACGUCAAGGAGCACAUCAACAUCAAGCUGUCAGACUAUGGCAUCUCCCGGCAGUCGUUUCACGAGGGCGCCCUUGGCGUGGAGGGCACUCCCGGCUACCAGGCCCCAGAGAUCAGGCCUCGCAUCGUGUAUGAUGAAAAGGUAGACAUGUUUUCCUAUGGGAUGGUGCUCUAUGAGUUGCUGUCCGGACAGCGGCCUGCACUGGGCCACCACCAACUUCAGAUUGCCAAGAAGCUGUCCAAGGGCAUCCGCCCAGUCCUGGGGCCACCGGAGGAAGUGCAGUUCCAUCGACUCCAGGCUCUCAUGAUGGAGUGCUGGGACACGAAGCCUGAGAAGCGACCGCUGGCCCUGGCAGUGGUGAGCCAGAUGAAGGACCCGACCUUCGCAACCUUCAUGUACCAGCUGCCCUGUGGGAAGCAGACGGCCUUCUUCUCGUCCCAGGACCAAGAGUACAUGGUGGUGUUCUGGGACGGGAAAGAGGAGUCUAGGAACUACACAGUGGUGAACACAGAGAAGGGCCUUCUGGAAGUGCAGCACAUGAGCUGUGCUGGAAUGAAGUUGAGCUGCCAGCUCAAGGUCCAGAACUCUCUGUGGACGGCCACUGAGGACCAGAAGAUCUACAUCUACAGCCUCAAGGGCAUGUGCCCGUUGAACAUGCCCCAGCAGGCUUUGGACACCCCAGCCAUCGUCACCUGCUUCCUGGCAGUGCCUGUUAUAAAAAAGAAUUCCUACCUGGUGUUGGCGGGCCUGGCUGAUGGGCUUGUGGCUGUGUUUUCCGUGGUGCGGGGCGCCCCAGACAACAGCUGCUCCUACCUGUGCUCACACACAGCCAACAGGUCCAGGUUCAGCAUCCCAGACGAAGACGCGCGGCAGAACCCCUACCCUGUGAAGGCCAUGGAGGUGGUCAACAGCGGGUCUGAGGUCUGGUACAGCAAUGGGCCGGGCCUGCUGGUCAUCGACUGCAUGGCCCUGGAGAUCCGCAGGCGGCUGGAGCCUUACUCAGCCCCUUCGGUGGUCAUGUCGGUCGUGUGCAGCUCUGAGUGCCGUGGGGAGGAGGUCGUCUGGUGCCUGGACGACAGGGCCAACUGCUUGGUGAUGUACCACUCAGCCACCUACCAACUGUGCGCCCGCUACUUCUGCGGGGACCCUAGCCCCCUCAGGGACGUGUUUCCUGUGCACCCCAUGGGCCCGGAGCCCCUGCUCAGCCCCAUCGCCAGCCCGAAGGAGCCCCAGAAGGACUCCCUGGCGGACGUGAGCAUCAUGUACAGUGAGGAGCUGGGAACACAGAUCCUGACCCACCAGGACUCGCUGACUGACUACUGCUCCGUGUCCUCCUACUCCUCGUCCCCAUCCCACCGGGUGCCCACAUCCCUUUCCAGCGUGCCCUGCUCCCCAGCAAGCUCCUCCAGUCUGCUUUUUUCCACUGACAGCGGGGACACCAGCAGGCUGCUGGAGCCCACCCUGGGCUCCGAUAGGCCUGAGCAUGACCUGAGCCCCGUGGACGGUGAGGCAUUCAGCCAGCACUUGCAGGCAGUGAAGAUCCUGGCCGUGAAAGAUGUCAUCUGGGUCCCCAGGCGUGGUGGAGAUAUUAUCGUCAUCGGCCUGGAGAAGGAUGCAGGUGCCCAGCGGGGCCGAGUCAUCGCCGUCUUGAAAGCCCGAGAGCUGACUUCACGUGGGGUGCUCAUGGAUGCGGCCGUGGUGGCCAAGGACACAGUUGUGUGCGGCUUUGAGAACGAAAACCUGGAGUGGUGCCUGGCUGUCUGGAGGGGCUGGGGCACCCGGGAGUUUGAUGUUUUCUACCAGUCCUACGAGGAGCUGGGCCGGCUGGAGGCCUGCAUUCGGAAGAGAAGAUAAUCCCUGUGGAAGGAGCGUUUCUCGGACCUGGCCCCUCCACCUGCAGCCUGGAGCCCCCUGAGGACCCAGAAGGUGGAUCAGGUUCUCCUCUGAAUCACUUGCUGCUAAAAAGUGCUGAGAAGUUCCCACCUCUCUGCAGGUUUGGGGUGCUCCUGUUCUAAGGCACAAGUUCGCUGGACACCCCCACCCCACUCCGGGCUGGUUUUACCCCAACGGAAGACGGUGGGGUCUGAUUGGGAGGAACUCCCCCGCCCCCUCCGUCCACUUUCAGGGCUGGGCUGGGUCACAUGAAGGGGGGCUGGGCCUCACCAGCACAAUGGGCCUCCCCACUUUAACCCCCACAUCUGGGGUGGAAUUACAUGAGGGGCUCUCCAUUGGGGAGCGGUUCAGGGCAGGGAGGGAGGGGAGCUGUGACCCCUGCCCCUUCUCUGAGUGGCUCCCAGGCUCUCAGCACGUUUCUCAAGCUCCCGGGUCCCCGGGGCCCGAGGCCCCGCUCGGGCAGUCAGAGAUCAGGUGUCUCCUGCUCUGGAAAGUGUGUGAAAAAGCUCAGAAGGACCCCAGUGAGGAGCACUGCCCGAUCUGGGGAAUGAAUGGGUUCCUUUAAGUGAUGGGGCUGGAAAGCCAAGAGCCAGCCCAGGGCUGAGAGCACUGACUCAGCCUUUGCAUUUCUUCUCCUGCCCCCAGAAGGCAGGAGAGACCCGAUCAGCAGGACUUGAGAAAGGGCCUGUGUUUACAGCUUUGUGAAAUAAACUUGGACACAGCUGGGGCACAAGCCCUGUUUGUUUGCACAUCAUAAUCUCGUUUAUCACUUUAACAAAUUAAGUCCAUAUCUCAGUGGUUAGGCCUCUGAUUGUGAAAUCUUGUCCUAUGGGGCUUACAUCAAAAUAUGUAUUCGCUAAACAUUUACUGCACAGCACAUACAGCACAGUAAAAAAGUGACAUUGUUAAUGAGGGAAUGUGGGUAAGUAGGCACAUGUGCACAUGCGCUCGUGUGCACUCGCACCCGCGUGCACAAACAAGAAUGCACACAUGUCCACGCCGUUCUCAAGAGGAACCAUUGGAAGCUGCUUGACCCAGAAUGGGAGUAUGAAUGAAAGAUCGUGCACCAGUUCAAGUUGUUGACCUUUUUCUAAAAUUAAAUUAUAAAAAUCAAACUUAAGAUUUUGCCAGAGUAUGUGGGCAAAUGUAAUUCCUCUUAUCUGAAAAUAAACAGACUGUCUCAAGAA
This is a messenger RNA of Sus scrofa (pig), 7923 nucleotides long. RefSeq names its product leucine rich repeat kinase 1 (gene LRRK1). The record is from RefSeq and is a predicted model, not a curated record. NCBI's taxonomy places the organism in Eukaryota, Metazoa, Chordata, Mammalia, Artiodactyla, Suidae. Gene Ontology annotation, biological process: protein phosphorylation. Gene Ontology annotation, molecular function: protein binding; ATP binding; protein serine/threonine kinase activity.